AUGACAUAUUGGCAAAUUAUAAAUGAUAUAUCGAUACAAAAGCGUCAGUUAUUGUGGCAGUUCUCCCAACAACGCCAACACAGGCAACAGUUGGCAGAAAUAUUUGAUCUGGCUGGUCAGAAUCAGGCGGCACAAUUGCUGCGCCAGUUUGAUCAGAUUGGGUGUGGGUGGCUGGGCAACGAUUGUGAUGCGCUGGGAAAGAAAAUGAUGUACAGUGGCAUAAAAAAAUUACGUGAACUACAGUCAAAAUAUGUGGUCGUAUACUACAAUAGUUGGCUCGUCGAUAACACGCUAUCAAUUCAAAUGGAACUCUGCUCACAAAACCUCCGCAAUAUAUUGAAACAUACAACAGAGAUAUUUUUGCGACAACCGGAAGAGCAACUGGAUUUAUAUGAGUAUUUCCUUUCGUGCGAAAUAUUCAAAGAGAUCUUAGAAUGCGUUCACUAUUUGCAUGAAUUGAAACCACCGAUUAUUCAUAGAAAUCUAAAACCAGAGAAUUUAUUAAUCGCUAAAAAUGUGGUUAAUGGCAGAUUCAUUAAGUUGGGUGACUUUAUGUUGGCUACGGAACACCAUGAUAUGAAUGACAAUACUAGAAAGCGACAUACGGCAGAUGUGGGAGACAUAAGAUAUAUGGCUCCCGAAGUAACGAGUGGCAAGGAUUAUAAUCAUAAAUCUGACGUUUAUGCAUUGGCAUUAAUUGGGGCAGAGAUAUUCGAUGUGGAUUUACAUGAUGAUUUAGAA
Molecule: messenger RNA, 741 nt
Organism: Oppiella nova
Lineage: Eukaryota; Metazoa; Arthropoda; Arachnida; Sarcoptiformes; Oppiidae
Source: the annotation of a GenBank genome assembly